This is a messenger RNA of Empidonax traillii (willow flycatcher), 1845 nucleotides long. It is a transcript of the gene THAP5, whose product is annotated as THAP domain containing 5. Lineage: Eukaryota; Metazoa; Chordata; Aves; Passeriformes; Tyrannidae. The record is from RefSeq and is a predicted model, not a curated record. The transcript has 3 exons. The coding region runs from base 55 to 1263 and encodes 402 amino acids. Gene Ontology annotation, cellular component: nucleus.
UGCCAGCCCUGCCCCGCCCGGUGCCGCCACCGCCCCCCCCCCGCCGUGCCAGCCAUGCCCCGGUACUGCGCCGCCACCCGCUGCAAGAACCGCGGCGGGCAGAGCGCCAGGGACCAGCGCAAGCUCAGCUUCUACCCAUUUCCACUUCAUGAUAAAGAGAGACUUGAGAAAUGGUUGCGGAAUAUGAAACGAGAUUCAUGGAUUCCAAGUAAGCACCAGCUUCUGUGCAGUGACCAUUUUACCCCCGAUUCCCUGGAUGUGCGAUGGGGUAUACGGUACUUGAAACACACCGCUGUACCAACUAUCUUCUCUUCCCCAGAUGAUGAGGAAAAAGAUUCUUCUCAGAAGAGUCCACAAAAGAUACAGAGACAAGACCUGGAAGAAACAAAUGUAGUGUCAGAGAAAGCAUCUGUACCACUUGAACCUUGUGCACCAAAGGAAAAUCCUGUAAUUGCGGAAAAUGUAGAGGAAGAAGCAGAAGUAGUUUGCUCAGCUGCAUUCAGUAAACCUUUACAUAUUCAAAACUUUCCGCUUCAAAAUAAAGGUGACUUUCAGGCAGAGUUUGUCAUUCUUGGUAAUUCAUCUACGCAGCAUAUACAUCAACCUAAUCCUGUUUUAAUGGCAGCAGCAGUCCACGGCAUGGAAGCUACCAGUGUUCAUACUUCUGUGGAGGAUCCAGGAGGCUGUACAGCUACAGUCUUGCAAUUUACAGACCCUGACUACACGAACUCAUCUCUGAAGCUGAACAAUGAUGUAGGGCCAGUUACUGACUACACAAAUCCUGUCCCUCACGUUGUCUGCUCUGGUGAAGUACGGCCAACAAGUGAAGAUGCAGUUUUACUGAGUACAGUGACACAAAAUAUUGAACAGUUCAGUGGAAGUGAGGAAUCUGUCAUUGCUAUUAUUAUGCCAGCUGAGAGUCCAGAACAGCCUGAAAUAGUAAAUAGUUCUUUCUUGGCUGUUAAGGAAGAGUUUCUUGACACUGAGGAGACAGAUAUGAUUGAAUAUGGUGGAAGUGAAAUAUUACAAACUGAGCAUUCAUACUGCAAGCAAGACAUAGACAGAGAUCACCUUUGGCGAAAAAUUUCAAAACUCCACUCUAAGAUAACUUUACUUGAAAUGCAGGAGGUAAAAACUUUGGGGAGACUUAGGUCCUUGGAAGCUCUUAUUGGACAAUUGAAGCAAGAAAACCAGCUUUCUGAAGAAAAACUGAAGACGGUAGAAAACUGUUUUACAACCCUUGAAGUAACUAUAAUACAGUAAAGGCUUUCACUGAUAAUUCUAAAAUAUCUUUUUAGUCUCUUUGACUGUCCUUUUGGACAAAUUAACUUUUGUUUCAGUCACAGUGUUCUAAACAUCUAAUGCAAAUUGUGUGACUAGCAAAUAUUCUUUAAAUGUUACAUCAGCCAAAACUGGGUGGUAGACUAUUGGCUGUAAAACAUGACUUGCAAGUAAGCCUAAAACAAAACCCCUCAAUUGGGUGAAUUUUUCUGAAAAAGUGAGUGAAUUGAAUCAUAAAGUUAAAUAACCCUUUCUAGCUGCAACCUUCUCCAAAACGUGCGACUCCUGUAUUUGAGGCAGCAGUUAGAACAGACAGAAUAAGCAUAUGGGAUGGACAAUUAUAAAACUCCUGUUUGGAAAAAAAAAAAAAAGUGUCCCAAUUCUCUUUCAAAUGAGUAAGAAGAUAUGUAAUAUGCAUUGUUCAGUGAGGCCACAAUUGCUCUUUACCCUUCUGUACAUCUAACAUUUGUUCUGAUAGUUUUUUGUACGCUUGGAUCUUAUUAAAAUUGUUUCUGCAAUAAAAGGUGUUGCCUUUCAUUCGGUUCUAGAAACAAAAUUCUCUAA